This is a messenger RNA of Catharus ustulatus (Swainson's thrush), 7105 nucleotides long. It is a transcript of the gene NR3C1, whose product is annotated as nuclear receptor subfamily 3 group C member 1. Gene Ontology annotation, biological process: regulation of DNA-templated transcription; nuclear receptor-mediated glucocorticoid signaling pathway. Gene Ontology annotation, cellular component: nucleus. The record is from RefSeq and is a predicted model, not a curated record. Gene Ontology annotation, molecular function: nuclear glucocorticoid receptor activity; zinc ion binding; sequence-specific DNA binding. Lineage: Eukaryota; Metazoa; Chordata; Aves; Passeriformes; Turdidae. The transcript is spliced from 9 exons. Bases 226 to 2643 code for a protein of 805 amino acids.
GGCUCUGCCCCGGUGGGUGUGCCAGGAGACGGCUCAACAGGUCCCGACACAUUUCUCUGAAAACUGUACUUCGCCAAGGCGAUUUUAUUGCGAUCCGGCGGUUUUGAGCGUUCGCAGCGUUUUCCGCCCUUGGGCAGGCUCUCGCAGCUGAUUUUUGACACGUUUCCUACGCUGCACGAUUCGCUGCCUUGGUUAUUUUUUUUUGGGCGUUGGGGGAAUUGUCAGAUGAAAGUGCCAUUUACCUCUCCGACAUGCUCCGCUUCCCUCCCGGCUCCCCUCCACGCUCCGAAGGAAGAAGGCAGCGCUGGAGUUAAUGGUAAAGUAAUGGAUUCCAAAGAAUUGCUUAACCCGUUGGAUCAGGACAAAACCAGGAAAAAUGCACUCAUCAGUACCAAAGGAGGGAUCGUGAUGGACUUCCAUCCACCCUUCAGGGGUGGAGCUACCGUGCAAGCCCCUGUGUCUACAUCUCCUCUCCCUGCAUCCUCUCAGUCGGAACCCAGUCAGCAACCUGCUUUGGCCGACUUUCCGAAAGGAUUAGGAAACAAUGUGCCUCAGCCAGACCUUUCCAAGGCAGUGUCGCUCUCGAUGGGACUGUACAUGGGCGAGACAGACGCCAAAGUGAUGGGAAACGACCUCGGGUUUUCGCACCAGGGCCAAAUCGGCGUCCCCUCCGGAGAAACGGACUUCAGGCUCCUGGAGGAAAGCAUUGCGAGCUUGAACAAGUCCUCGAGCCUGGCCGAGGACGCGAAGGGAACCGCGUCUUCGGAGGCGCCGCUGGAGCCCGACUUCGCGGGCAUGGCCGGGCGCGGCGUCCCCGCCGAGCCGGGAGCCGCGCUCCAGAGCCAGGUGGGCUCCAACGGGGGCAACUUGAAGUUGUUCUCUGAAGACCAAAGCACCCUGGACAUCCUCCAGGAUCUGGAAUUGCCGCCGGUGUCGCCGGGCAAGGAGCCCAACGGGAGCCCGUGGCGGCUGGACCCGUUGCUGGAUGACGGUGGCUUGCUGUCGCCCAUCUCCGCCGACGACGCCUUUCUGCUGGAGGGAAGUCUCGCCGAAGACUGCAAGCCUCCUCUUUUAUCUGACACUAAACCUAAAAUUAAUGACCGUGGUGACCUUCUACCCAGUUCCAAAAUGCCAAUGCCUCAAGUGAAAACGGAGAAGGAAGACUACAUUGAACUGCAUACUCCCGGCAGCAUCAAGCAGGAGAACACGAGCCCGCUUUACUGCCAGGCCAACUUCGGGUCGAACCUGCUGGGUACGAAAGUCUCGGCCAUCUCCAUCCACGGAGUCAGCACCUCUGGGGGACAGAUGUACCACUAUGAUUUAAAUACUGCCUCGCUCUCUCAGCAGCAGGAUCAGAAACCAAUUUUUAAUAUCAUUCCAUCCCUUCCUGCCGGGUCAGAAAAUUGGAAUAGGUGCCAGGGAUCGGGGGACGAGGCAUUGGCUCCGCUGGGAACACUCAACCUCUCUGGCAGACCUGCUUUCUCUAAUGGCUAUUCAAGCCCUGGAAUGAGGUCAGAUGUAAGCUCCUCUCCAUCCACAACCUCAGCGACCACGGGACCACCUCCCAAGCUGUGCCUGGUGUGCUCUGACGAGGCCUCCGGGUGCCACUACGGUGUCCUGACGUGUGGCAGCUGCAAAGUGUUCUUCAAAAGGGCGGUGGAAGGGCAGCACAAUUACCUGUGUGCCGGCAGGAACGACUGCAUCAUCGACAAGAUCCGCAGGAAGAACUGCCCCGCCUGCCGCUACCGCAAGUGUCUGCAGGCGGGCAUGAACCUGGAAGCCAGGAAGACCAAGAAGAAGAUCAAGGGGCUGCAGCAGGGCGGCGCGGCGGCGCGCGAGGCUGCGGAGGCGGCGGGCAGCAAGAGCCUGGUGCCAGCCUCGCUGCCACAGCUCACCCCCACCCUGGUGUCCCUGCUCGAGGUCAUCGAGCCCGAGGUGCUCUACUCGGGCUACGACAGCUCCCUGCCCGACUCCAGCUGGAGGAUCCUCUCCACGCUCAACAUGCUGGGCGGCCGGCAGGUGGUGGCUGCGGUCAAGUGGGCAAAGGCGAUCCCAGGUUUCCGGAAUUUGCACCUGGAUGACCAAAUGACCCUCCUGCAGUACUCCUGGAUGUUCCUGAUGGCUUUUGCUUUGGGCUGGAGGUCCUACAAGCAGUCCAAUGGCAACCUGCUGUGCUUUGCCCCAGACCUGAUCAUUAAUGAGCAGAGGAUGAACCUCCCGUGCAUGUACGAGCAGUGCAAGCACAUGCUGAUGGUGGCCCGAGAGCUGUCCCGCCUCCAGGUGUCCUACGAGGAGUAUCUCUGCAUGAAGACCCUGCUGCUCCUCUCCACAAUUCCCAAGGAGGGCCUGAAGAGCCAGUCCCUGUUCGAGGAGAUCCGCAUGACGUACAUCAAGGAGCUGGGCAAGGCCAUCGUCAAGAGGGAAGGGAACUCCAGCCAGAACUGGCAGCGAUUUUAUCAACUGACUAAACUGCUGGACUCUAUGCAUGAUGUGGUUGAAAAUCUUCUGAGCUUUUGCUUCCAGACAUUUUUGGAUAAAUCCAUGAGUAUUGAGUUCCCAGAAAUGUUGGCAGAAAUCAUCAGCAAUCAGAUACCAAAAUAUUCCAAUGGAAAUAUCAAGAAGCUCUUGUUUCAUCAGAAGUGACUGCCUUAACACAAAGGGUUGCCUUAAGAAACCGUCACACGAUAGCUUUGUUUUGUAAAGAGAAAACCUACAGACCUUGUUCCCUUUGUCCUCGCAGGUGUUUCUUUUGUAAUUAUGCACUACAUGUGGUUUACAGAGGGCCAAGAGUUAGGCUGGAGAAGCUGCGGAUUUCUCGCCUUUGGGAAAGGAUGGGGGAGAAAGGAAAGGAAAAGGAAAAGGAAAAGGAAAUCGGUUUGGGCAGAAAUUUUCUCUCUCCCCUCGUGCACCAUCCCUGGGUGCAUCAAACCACCAGUGACAAGCUCUGAGGCUGUUACGAACAUUCUGCUAAUUAAUUAAUUAAUUGCUGCAGUUGGCUGGAGACAAUUUUUUAGGCUUUUUUUUUUUUUUUUUAUUUUAGUAAAGUGUUUUGGAUUUUUUUUUUUUUUUUAAAGUUAAGAUAGUAUUUUGGUUUAUGCAUGUAACCUGAAGAAAGUUUACAAGUGUAUAUCAGAAAAGGGAAGUUGUGCCUUUUAUAGCUAUUACUGUCUGGUUUUAGCAAUUUCCUUUAACUUUAUAUACCGUGAACUCGGCUUGUUCAUUUUUUCUUACAUAAUUUUUUUGUAAUACUUCAAGAUGCCUAUUGUACAGCAGGUUUUUUAAGGUGGGGCAGCUCGUAGCUUUCCUAAAUGACCUCUAGACAGUAAAUACUCGAGUAGAUUCAUGUGAAACUGGGUUGGGCUUUUCUAACCUAAUGCUUUCAACAGGCAAAGUGGCCAUAAAAAUUGGGCUUUUUGUAAGGGCCAGGGUGGGUGGGAGAACACUCUCAAAUCUCAUUUCAGUAGAUCCGGAUGAAACAAAUCCUUUUGGUACAUUGCAAAAGCGUUGGAUAUGCAGAUUCAUAGAAAAUUAACCCAGUCCUAACUGGAUGUAAAUGAGCAGGUUAUUUUAUAUACUGAAAAACAAAAAAAAAGAAAAAAAAAAAAAAGAAGAAGAAGCCUGAUUUUUGCAUAUGAUGCAACAGCCAUAACGCAAAGAGUCAUGGGCUGCAUUGAUGCCAAGAAGAUCAGUCCUGACUGCCCAUCAGGAAAUUUUCAGGAAAAUAUGCAUAGCUUCAGAAAAGUUUACUUCUGUGUGGAGAAACUCCGUUUUGUACACACCUAAAGCUGUCAUCACACCGACGUUUCUGGAGCCCCCACGGACAGGGGAGGACGUGCGAGGGCACCGGGGGCUGGGGGGAUCCUGGAUCCUCCUCCCUGGGGAUGGAUCCCCCAGCUCGACUCACCUGGUCAGAGACCCAAUUCCACAUCCCCACCCUGGCUGGCUGCUCCAUCCUCCCUGGAGAGCAGGAGAGCUCCGCUACUGACUUCGUGCUCUUAGAGUUGUCCGUCAAACUUUGUCUUUGUAAGGCUGCAGCCCUUCACAUGGAAUUCCUGGCGUGCCAUAAAUGCCCAUAGGCCUUGUGGAUUUCUCCUUGUUGCCAUUGAUGAGGAUAUUUUCGACAUUUAGAAGCUGUAGUAGCCUUUUCUACGUGCACCUUAACAAUUUUCUGUAUCUCAAAACUGAAAUAUUUACUAUGCCACUCUAAAAUUUGAUUUUUACUCAAAGUGGCCAGAUCGUUUGUGUAAUAGAAAUGAGAAAGAUCAUCUGAGAAAAUACAAAACCUAAUAUAUUUUUAUAUUUAGUUAUAGUUUCAAAUAUGUAUAAUCGGUAUAUUCGCUGAUCCGAGAAAAAAAAAAGGGAAGGGCUACUGCAGCUUUAAAAGCAAUUUAUUAAAUGAUUGUAAAAUAGCUUGUAUAGUGUAUAAUAAGGAUGAUUUUUAGAUGACAGAUUGCUUUAUCAUGAUACAUGUAAUUAUAUUUUUUGUAGGGGUCACAGAUGCUGAGUGGGGAGCGCGGCGUGGCGCUGCCGGGGUUGGUAUCCAAAGAAGCUCAGAGGGGAACCUGUGCUCCCUGGGUGUGUGUAGGGUGGGCUUGUGUUUCUUGAAUCACUGUGUACAAUUCCCGUUGGUUUUUUGGGGUUUUUUUGGGGUGGGAUCCUCCUGUCUGUGUGGUGGGGCACGGCUGACCCAGACCCCGCUGCAAAACCGUCCCAGCUCCGAGCGGGGGUGCAGGCACAGCCUCCCUCCCUCUGCAGAAACCGCUUCAGAAUCGGGCAAUAAUCCACAUCCAGGUGCCAGCAAUAUGUAAAUACAGAGCGUGGGGUGUUCACAGCACAUUUCUACAGUGAGCAGACCUUGGUUUCCAACAGGAAACUCGGUUCUCAUCCUUUCUUAAAGCUCUUUUUGAAUGUUAUACCUACUCAACAAAAGGUCCUAUAUUCAGUACUUUGGAGUAAAAUAGCAUCUUUAAUAAAAGGAAAUAAUCACACUCUCUUGGAUCUGUAAGGAAUAUGUACACUUUGUAAGAGGUGAAGGUCAGGAUUUGAAUUCCAGCCUGCAGUGCUGGGCACCGUGUGAUACAGAUUGGAGUUGGUGAUUGACAGGAGUUGGUGAUUGACAGGAGUUUGUGAUUGACAGGAGUUGGUGAUUGACAGGAGUUGGUGAUCAGAGUUUGUGCUGGCCUGGGGGCUCCUGGGGCUCGUGGGCUCGUGGCUGGGGAAGCCUGCUCGAGGUGCAGGGACCCCAAAUUGUUCUUUGUGCCAGCUGCAGUGAGCUCCAGCAGAGGAUGGAGCCAGGGCUUGGAGCUGGAUGAGCUCCAGGAUCCCUCCAGCCCAAACUGGGGUUCUGUGACCCCUGAGAAGCGGUGCCACAGAGGAGUGGUCCCACAGCCCCUCGUGUCUGUUUGCCUGUAUUUUCAUUUCCAGUCUGGGUUUCAGGGGAAGCAAAGCAAACUGUGCUGUGCGGGGGGAGCGUCCUGUCCGUGCUGUUGAGUUGUGCCCCCCCAGGGGGGCUGCAGCCAGCAUGGGAGUCCGUGUCCUGUGUUCGUGUAGCAGGGGAGUCCCUGCACUCUGGAUAAAGCAGGGACAACUUGGCCCUUCAGUGCCUUAUCACAAAGUGCACGGAGCCACUCAGGACUCGCCAUGGCCUUAGGGGGACACGGGGACAGGGAUGGGGCACGGGGAGGGCGGGGGGCUGGGGAGCGCCGAGGGAAAAAUGAAAAAUGAGAAAUGAGAAAACGACCUCGCCGUUUCCACAGGGAAAGGUUGGGAAGGGGAAGUGCCUGGAUGGGCUGUGGGAACAUCCUGCAGCCCAGCUUCGGAGAGGGACGGCUUCAGGGACACGACUUGGGCUGAGAUUUUAUAGAGAUUGUGUUAUUGUUGUUGUUAUUAUAUCCCUGCAAGUGCUGGAGGCCAGCUUGGACAGGGCUUGGAGCAGCCUGGUCUGGUGGAAGGGGGAAUAGAUCAGUUUUAGGGGGAAUGGAUGAGCUUUAGGGGGAAUAGAUGAACUUUAGGGGGAAUACAUGAGUUUUAGGGAGACUGGAUCAGUUUUAGAGGGAAUAGAUCAGUUUUAGAGGGAAUGGAUGAGCCUUAGGGGGAAUAGAUCAGUUUUAGGGGGAAUGGAUGAGGCUUAGAGGGACUGGAUGAGUUCUAGGGAGAAUAGAUCAGUUUUAGGGGGAAUAGAUCAGUUUUAGAGGGAAUGGAUGAGUUUUAGGGGGAAUGGAUGAGCUUUAGAGGGAAUAGAUGAGCUUUAGAGGGAAUAGAUCAGUUUUAGAGGGAAUAAAUCAGUUUUAGGGUGAAUAGAUCAGUUUUAGGGUGAAUAGAUCAGUUUUAGAGGGAAUAGAUCAGUUUUAGGGGGACUGGAUCAGUUUUAGGGAGAAUAGAUCAGUUUUAGGGGGAAUGAAUGAGUUUUAGAGGGAGUAGAUCAGUUUUAGAGGGAAUAGAUGAGCUUUAGAGGGAGUAGAUCAGCUUUAGGGUCCCUUCCAGUGUGGGUUGUGUGGUCACAGACCAGGCAGGCUCUGUCCUUGCCCAGGCUGCAGCCAGGGCUUGCUGAGCCAUCGACGUCUCAUAGGAACCAAAUUUUCUGUGAAGUCGAGGCCUGUCCAGCCUCGUGUCCGAGGGAAGGCUGAGAGUGUGUGGGGACACCCCACCUCCCCCCCUGCCCACAGCAGAGGCAGCAGUGGGUCAUUACUCUAUUUUGUAUAUUAAACAAAAAAGAUAUAUACUGGGGACAAAUCCUAUAUCAUACCAGUGUAUGGCAUUAUUUAAAAAAAAAAAAAAAAAAUCAUUAUUUUUAUCACAGCAAUUUUAAACAGCAUUAAAAAAAAAAUUAAACCAGUGACUCCUGUUUAAAAAUAAAAGUUGUAGUUUUUUAUUCAUGCUGAAUAAUUCUGUAGUAACAAGUCUGUAGUUUUCACCUACUCAGUGAAAUGUUGGACUGUAAAAGCUUGUGUGGAAUUGUUGAACAUUUAUUUUUUCAUUUAAAUUUGCUGUUCUGGUAAUACAAAGCCACACAUCUGUACAGAAGUUGCAGUAAAUGUGAGCCAUUUACAGCAAUGCCGAAUAAUGGACAGAAACCAUAUAAUAAAAUUCUGCUUUUUUCAUUAAA